Molecule: messenger RNA, 648 nt
Organism: Coprinopsis cinerea okayama7#130
Lineage: Eukaryota; Fungi; Basidiomycota; Agaricomycetes; Agaricales; Psathyrellaceae
Exons: 4
Coding region: 1-648 (215 amino acids)
Source: RefSeq, a predicted model, not a curated record
AUGUUCACUCCUCUGGUUGCUCUGCGUUCUGUCCUCAUUGUUGCCUUUAUGGCAGUGGAAUGCGUUAAAGCUUUACCGCAGCCUUCUGAACCUCCCAGUGUCGAGCUGUUGGAGGCAAUUCCUAGCCCCGCAGAGCUGAUUCGCGCUGCCGAGACUGGAGAGUUCAAGGUGGUACCUGGUCCCGGUCUACCCUCUCUCGAAUCCCUCAAUUUUACCUCCCGCGAUCUCGUCGUUCGCGCACUCGAGCGUAUCGAGCGCUCCAAGGAAGCUCAAGAGGACAGGGAGAGGUCGAGCUCCUUCACGAAGCGGUACACCCCGACGUGUGACUGGCACCAAUAUCUCAUCAGCAUGCCCAACGCCUGGGCCUGCCAUGAGUAUCUCCACUCUAUUGGUAGUGUGACCUGCGCGGUACCUUCCUCAGGAUCGAGGUUCUGCCAUACGGUCAGCGGGAACGCAGAUGUUGCGUGGUACGGGAGGGUGAACGGCGUGUCCUACACCCAAUCUAGCUGCGCUAAUGUUGCGAAUGGUGGAGUGUGGGUGCUAAAUAACUGUAUUUUAACUGCUUUUCCGUCUAUUCCGGUGCUCAAUGAAGGUACCAACGCUGCUUGGGGCAAUGAAAACCUCAUCGUUGAGAUCCGCAAGUUCUAG